Ixodes scapularis (black-legged tick) is the source of this 1353-nucleotide messenger RNA. RefSeq lists its product as uncharacterized. The record is from RefSeq and is a predicted model, not a curated record. NCBI's taxonomy places the organism in Eukaryota, Metazoa, Arthropoda, Arachnida, Ixodida, Ixodidae. The coding region runs from base 1 to 1353 and encodes 450 amino acids. The transcript is spliced from 7 exons.
AUGCGUACGAUGCAUGGCUACCUGCUCAGUCUGGUCAUCGCCCUGGUGUAUACCUUCUCCACGGUCCGUGCGCAGAGGUUCCGCUCACCCUGGCUACAUGACGUGGAUCAUCUGGAGGCGGCGGCCGGUUACCGGACCGCGAGGCUGCGCUGGCGCUACCCGCACAGCCCGGAGCCGCCGGCGUUUCGCGUCCAGGUCUGCGAACUCCUGCCCUGGCUCCCCAAGUCCGGACCCCGGUGUCGGAACCGGAGGCUGUCCCUACGCACGUCCGACUCCCCGACACCGGAUGCCAGCCACGAGGGCUCUUCGCCGAACCUGGACAUGCUCCGGAGACCCUCGAAAGGAAGUUACGAGGCCCUGAUCGGCGACCUGCGGUUACUGACCAACUACAGCAUCGCCGUGGAGCCGGAUUUCGGAAGCGAUUCGGCGGCCAACGCCAUCAUCUACGCGGCUAACCCUUCGCUCGAGGACGACCGCAGGUUCCAGAUGGUCACCUCCGAGUACACGCUCAUGACUACCAAGGGCUUUUCCGCUCGUGCCGAGCGGUGCCUGGCCAACUCGUCCCGAGUGGUGGUGAGGACCGGACCGUUCUUCGGAGGAAAGAUCUCCGUGGAGGACACCAAGGACGACGCAUGCGUAGUCCUGGGGGACCCGGAAUCCCCCAGGGACGCCUACGUCCUCGACAUCGACCACAAGCUCUGUGGAAGUCGGCUCGUGAAUGGGUCCAAGAUGGAGACCAACAUCAUCGUGCACGAGAACAGGGACAUCAUCACGCACAACACGAGACGUUACCUCGUCGUGUGCAGCUUUCUGCCCAACACCUACACCAUCACCGCCUCUGUGAACCUUCCCCUGCUGCGAGGCAAGAAGAAGAACUACCCAGGGACACACACCAAGACUCCCGGCGGACUCUUGUUGGCCGACCCGAGCCCUGACCCCAACGAGGUGUUCACAUACCAGCGACACAAGGACAGCAACGUGAGGGAUUCCAGAAUCGCCGCCGAACAGCUCAGCAGCAGGACCCUGGAGAAAGGAGACGCUGGUAACCACCUCACCGGUAACAUCGCGCUCGUGCUCCUCUUGGCAACCACGGGCCUCGUGGGCUGCGGUGCCGCUCUCGCCUGGUACGCGACGACGGGAGGCCUGCGGCGACAACAAGAAAGCGAGCACGGCACCGAAAGCGACACCGGCAUCAUCACCAUCUCCAGCGUCCCCAGCGACAACGGCGACGCAAGCGUCGACAUCAAGUCCGAAGAUCACGCCGAAGAAGAUGAAUCUUCCGUGGUCAACUUCAUCACCAUAGAAGGCCGGCCGGUGGCCGUUUUACCAGACUCGACGGUCAGUGAAGCAUGA